AUGGACGUAGAACUGAAUCACAGCGACUCCAGGAAAGGAUUUGGUGAUCAUCUUGUCAAGGAGUUCCCACCCUGGGCUGUGGGCAAAUCACUUCUCUACGCCACCAUCUUUGGGAAUGUGACGACCAUUUUCCAACAGAUGUAUGCCAACACCAACAGAUACCAUGAGAUGCUCAACAGCGUUCGGGACUUCCUGAAGCUCUACCAGGUGCCAAAAGGACUGAGUGAGCGAGUCAUGGAUUAUAUCGUGUCCACCUGGUCCAUGUCCAGAGGCAUUGACACAGAGAAGGUCCUACAGAUCUGCCCCAAGGACAUGAGAGCCGACAUCUGCGUGCACCUGAACCGUAAGGUGUUCAAGGAGCACCCAGCCUUCCGGCUGGCCAGUGAUGGCUGCCUCCGGGCCCUGGCCAUGGAGUUCCAGACGGUGCACUGCGCCCCAGGAGACCUCAUCUACCAUGCAGGAGAGAGCGUUGACAGCCUCUGCUUCGUGGUCUCUGGCUCCCUGGAGGUGAUCCAAGAUGAUGAAGUGGUGGCCAUCCUAGGAAAAGGAGACGUGUUUGGAGAUGUGUUCUGGAAGGAAGCCACCCUUGCCCAGUCCUGUGCCAACGUUAGGGCCUUGACCUACUGUGAUCUGCACGUGAUCAAGCGGGAUGCCCUGCAGAAAGUGCUGGAAUUCUACACCGCCUUCUCCCAUUCCUUCUCCCGGAACCUGAUUCUGACCUACAACUUGAGAAAGAGGAUUGUGUUCCGGAAGAUCAGCGAUGUGAAGCGUGAAGAGGAAGAGCGCAUGAAACGGAAGAAUGAGGCCCCCCUGAUCUUGCCCCCAGACCACCCUGUCCGGCGCCUCUUCCAGAGGUUCCGACAGCAGAAAGAGGCCAGGCUGGCGGCUGAGAGAGGGGGCCGGGACCUGGAUGACCUGGAUGUGGAGAAGGGCAAUGUCCUCACAGAGCACGCCUCUGCCAACCACAGCCUCGUGAAGGCCAGCGUGGUCACCGUGCGUGAGAGUCCUGCCACGCCCGUGUCCUUCCAGGCAGCCUCCACCUCCGGGGUGCCAGACCACGCAAAGCUGCAUGCGCCGGGGUCCGAGUGCCUGGGCCCCAAGGGAGGCGGGGGCGACUGUGCCAAACGCAAAGGCUGGGCCCGCUUCAAAGAUGCUUGCGGGAAGGGCGAGGACUGGAACAAGGUGUCCAAGGCCGAGUCGAUGGAGACGCUUCCCGAGAGGACAAAAGCGUCAGGCGAGGCCACGCUGAAGAAGACAGACUCGUGUGACAGUGGCAUCACCAAGAGCGACUUGCGCCUGGACAACGUGGGUGAGGCCAGGAGCCCCCAGGAUCGGAGUCCCAUCCUGGCGGAGGUCAAGCAUUCUUUCUACCCCAUCCCUGAGCAGACACUGCAGGCCACGGUCCUGGAGGUAAGGCACGAGCUGAAGGAGGACAUCAAGGCCCUGAACGCCAAAAUGACCAAUAUUGAGAAACAGCUCUCCGAGAUACUCAGGAUAUUAACCUCCAGAAGAUCCUCUCAGUCGCCUCAGGAGCUGUUUGAAAUAUCGAGGCCACAGUCCCCAGAAUCAGAGAGAGACAUUUUUGGAGCCAGCUGAGAGGUGUAUUACAAAAAAAUAAAAAUAAAAAAGUCAAACACCUCCACCCCUGCCGUCACCACCACCCCGAACACACAUGUCCACGUGACCAACACUUCAAGUCGACUUUUCCUGACAGAAAACGUGGGGCAGAACACAAAAACAGCAAGGGUAGUGUGCCCUACCCUGCAAGGUGGCAGCUGCAUCUGAACCGUCUUUGCACAAUUUUGGAAGAAGGGACAUGCUGUCUAAAGGGUAUCUUCCUUCAUUUUUAAUUUUUUACUACCAUGAUAUUUGUAAAAGUUUAAAACGACCAAAACAGAGCAGCAGCCACCUGGGGACUGGUGGGAAAGUGCGGAGAACCUCUCGUGUAUAUACCAUGCUGGGCUCCUUUGCCAAGCCCGCCCCCAGCCCCACCACAGACUGCAAUGGGCCAGGGACUUCCCGGCAUUCCCGUCCUUGCACAGCCCGUGUCUGACAUCACCGUGUUUUCCUGUAGUUGCCAUUUGUCACUAGCUCGGGACCAGGGGAGCUUGAGGGACAGGAGGGUAGAGCCUGGAAACUUUGUCUCAUGAUUAAGGCCAGAAAAGCAGCUGCAGGGGUGGCACAUGCCUUCUAUAGACACUUGGAGCCGGGAAUCCUCAGGUCUCCUUUCCCCAGGGAGGUGAGGCAAGGGUGAGAGCUGGAGAGGGGCCCUCAGGAUCCAGGGGUUCUCUGUGCUGCGGCCCACAGCCUGCUCCUCUGGGACAGUGGGCAGGGAGGGCUCCAGAGUCCCCAGCUGAGCCUCUGGCCCUGCUGCAUGCCGCUGGCCUCACACACAGGCUCCCUUGCUUCUGUUCCUUCUCGGCCCCUUCCCAAGUGUUCCUGUGGCAUUCCUCAGGGUAUGGAGCAUCGGCAGGAAGGGUCAUGAGCCCAGAGUUGCUUUAUUAGCACAGCAGACACAUAGACACACACAACCUCAGAACUGUAGCAAGUGCUGUGUUUAUACUUUGAUUCUCAUCGGGAUUGCCCUUCAGACCUUUGUAUUUUGUUCACUGCAUGGGGUCAUUAUAGGCACUUGGGAGCCAUGCUGGGCCUUAGUUUAAAGCCAGCCUCUCUCCUACUAACGUCAGUUGGAUUUGAAGAGAAAAUGGACAAUGAUUGUAGGAUCAUGGUUGUACUCUUUUCAGGAGCUGGAAAGAAAACAAAGCAGUGAGUUUCUGGCUACCUCUGUAAGGUGAUGCAGAGACGUGGCCUUGGAGCUGUGAGCCACAGGGAAGGUCUGAGCUCACAGCGAUAGUCAUGGAGCUGCGUAUGGGCCAUCCGAGUCCCUAGGCCACGAUGCUCAAGGACACUCCACUGCCUCGUAGUCACCUGAGUCAGGUUAUUGCUGUGCUUAGGCUUCUCUCAGUGGCAUCUGAGAAAGGAAAGGGGAACAGUCUCUUCCAGGCACAGUGAAACUGGCCUGGACAUGUAUCCUAGACAGAGGUGCCAGGACUCCAAAUGUUGACAAGCAAGGUUAGAAGUUCAGCUCUGAAAGUCAGGUUGGAGGGAGUGGAAUUAGGAGUGCAGCUGACAACAUGGACUUACCAAAGGGGCUUACCUUUGCCUGUGUUAGAAGGUGACCUCAUCCCUGGCACCUAUGCCCUACCAAAGAUACUCAGUGUUUCUGAGAGCCUCUGGUCCGAGCCUGUCCACCACACCUCCUUAGUCCUGCCAGUGCUCAUGGUGAGUCCCAGGCUUGGCCCUCAAUUGUGCAAGGCAGGGCUGACCUCUGGUUCACAGGGUUGGCUCUGGGAAGCCAGGGCCUGGCAGCUCCGGGGGGAGUCCUGCUCCAUGCGCCCUAACCUCACAUGUAGCUUCUCACACGAAGCUUCCAGGGGCUGCCCCUGACUUCUCCAGGCUGCGACAUAGUUCAAUUUGGCCUCAGAUGGCAGCAUGCAGAGAAGAGGAAGUCUAAUUUCCCAAGGCUGAGUUGCAAGGGUUGGUGACUCCAGAUAAAGCCAGGAGGCCUUCAGCCUCUUUCACUUGAGAAGCUGCCGCCCAGUCUUUCGGUAAGAGGCUGUAAAACAUCUGGAAUCCCAUCUGUUGGCUGCCACCUAACAUUCUAGUUUGCCAUUGCUUGAGGAUGUUCCUCAAUUUGCUUUUGAAGUUGAGAACCACCACGUUUAAGGCAGGGCAGGCCUCUAAUCACCCCAAAACCCAGCCUCAGAAGCACCUGCCCCUGGAGACUUGUUGCCUCCAAGCUCUCCAUGGACUUGAUGAAAGGCUUCUUGUCCAGAACCCCACAGCCCGAUGUCAAGAGGCCCUGCCACUUCCCUCCAGCUCUGCCGGAGGCAGAUGGAUGUCCAUGAAAUCUCUCAGACCUCUGGGUAUGAGGGACAAAGAUGCUGUAAGGCUUUGAGGUCCAGACAUGUUUUGGGGGGAAGCAUAGCUUCAGAAAUACACUCCUGAAUCAAUGGAAACUGGGCUUAUGACUGGAAGCUGGCUCCUGCGGCAGCAAUCUGCUCAUCUUAGGGUCACAGGUGCAUGUGAGGGUGCAUGGGCUUCAUUCUCUCAUCCUCCCUAGGAUUUGAGGGAUUUUUUUUUUUUUUGCUGUAAUUGUUUUCUCUGAAAAAAACAUGGUGUAAAUGAGCCAAACCUUUCUCCCUUCCUUUCCGGGCCAUGCACUUGGCCGCAGGCUGCUUUGUGCUGACUGCCUUCCCAUGCCAGGAUGCCACUCUGGGUUCCUGAGCCAGGACCAUGUGCUUCAGACACCACUGACCUGACCCUUCCAGUAUGAACCAUUAUCUGGUGGCUGAAGAGAGAUUAGGGAAACAAAAAGUUAGUAGGUAUGGGACAGAACAUUUAGACUUCGGAAAAAGUAUGCCAAGAGAGAACAGAUUUGCCCAGGAUAUGCUUUUCCUUUUUGAGGAGAGGGGGCAUGGUAUGUGGCACCAUUGUCCAGUAAGUGCUAGUUUUUAAUCUCUACGAAAUUAUUUUCUUUAAAUGUCAUUCAUAUUGAAGCUCCAUUUCCCAGAGAAUAUCCUGACAUGCUGCUUUGAAGUAGGGAGGUCCUGUCCCUGUCACUUGGCUGCUGGCUGAACAUUCUCUCCCUCGCUGAUGGAAGGGUGGGUGAGGGUUGACUCUAAGAAUGAAGGGAGUCAACGAGAUGGUUUGUUUGUUCUUGGAGCAGGGCAGUGACUCCAGCAGUGGGCGCUGCCAUCCCAUAUACUUACAAAGGGCUCCUCCACUGGACAUGACAAGAUAGCCAAAGGACAGAGACAAAGGGGACCAUUUAGUUAAGAAACCAAAUUGUCUAGUAUACAAUUAAUGCAACUAAUUGCAUUAAUUAAUGCAAUGCUACAUUAUGCUAAUAAGGUUAUAACAUUAAUGCUACAGGAUGGCCCAAGUGUUUAAAAAGCUGAGCCCCUUUAGCAGCCUUCCAGCAAACUUUUGGAAAUUCAUUUCUUACUUGAUUUUUUCUCGUGAUCCAGUUCCAGGGGCCUGUUUUACCCUCAGCCUCAAUCCAGUGUGCUGCUGUUGGCCAAACAUCAGCCCCUUUCCUGGCAUCCUCCUCUUUCAAAAGUGUGGAGAGCUGGACAGAGGUAAAAAUGUACUAUCACCCCAUCCCAUCCAGCAAGCUUCCUCUCCAAAUCCUUAGAUGGAAGGUAGAGGUAUUAUGCCAACUGUCGAGCUCUCUGUCCAGGCCCUCAGGACUAAGUGAAUGCUUUAGGAAUACUAGGUGGAGGAAGAUCCCCAUUUCUCCUUAUUGCACUGACCACUAUGUCUCACAUGCAUACUCUGGGAAAUUUAAGAGCCCUGGUGGAGCUACACAUUGCUGAUGUGCAUUUGAUUAAUAGAUUGUACUAUGUCUUGCAAUAAAGACGUUUAGCCUUAAGACCCUUGAAUGGAACUCCAGCUGUGAUAGAGCUGCCAAUGCCCCUUCCUCUCUCCUCCCUUAUCACCUACUGUUGCUUAAAGAGGAGGCCACUGAGGGCACACUUGAAGCCCCAGACAGCCCCCCUGUUGCUAAAUCAUUGUUAUUGCUCUAUAUACUGCCUUCUCUCGCUUCAAUGAAAAUUACCUUCACCAGCUCCCGUGCCCUCCACCUGGAGGAGACUUCACGAUCCUCUCAGCACUGACUGCAAACAUCAGAGAAAAAACCAUUUUCUCACCAAAGGUGUUUAUGUUGGGAAGUUUUAAUUUCCACCCCUACAGUUCAAAAGAAUCAAUGUGAAUUUAUCUGCAGCUUAAAUUACUUUCAAGUGAAACUUCCUUCUCAUGAGAGCAUAUCAGACUUAUUCUGGAACCUCUAGAACUGGACUUGAAUACCCUGCAGGUGCCAGACCGGUGGGUGCCACCCUGCCUGCCAUUACACUUUUCUUACAGCCAUUGUCUCUUUAUCUGUGACUUCUGAAUCAUCCAACGGACCCAUUAGUUGUUCAAUGAGAAGUUCACAGAUCUUGUAUCAGGAUAUAAACUGGUCUUACGUUAAGAAGGAUGCACCCUCCCCUAAUGAAUGUAUUCUCUUAAUAUUCUGAUGCUGUGUUUGUGCAUCAGUUGGAGACUGCCCACAUCCAGCAUUUCCCCGACACCUCAAGGACGCUUCUACUCAUGAGCAGUUCGUCAUUCUGGGGCUUCUCCUUAUAUGAAAACUCUCUCGAUUGAAUCCUGCCAAAUCCUUUACUGGGUUUUUCUUUUUCCUUUGCAUCUGUCACUUUGUCCAAAUGAGCAUGAAUAAACAAAAGUGUAAAUGAGCUGAUACUAUUUUUGUGGUCAGCUGAGAAUGCUGCCAAGAACACCACUGUAUAGCUGUGGCUUGAGAAACGUGCAGGCCCCUCCAUUGAUGAUAUUCCCUUCUCAACAUUUUUAAACAAGCACAAAUGAUAUUUGUAAAAAAAAAAAAAAAGUUUUAUUUAUUAUGGUAAUAAACUAUUUUAUACAUG
Messenger RNA from Saimiri boliviensis boliviensis (Bolivian squirrel monkey), 6482 nucleotides. The record is from RefSeq and is a predicted model, not a curated record. NCBI's taxonomy places the organism in Eukaryota, Metazoa, Chordata, Mammalia, Primates, Cebidae.